Molecule: messenger RNA, 4420 nt
Organism: Entrophospora candida
Lineage: Eukaryota; Fungi; Glomeromycota; Glomeromycetes; Entrophosporales; Entrophosporaceae
Source: the annotation of a GenBank genome assembly
AUGAUGUUGAUGAUUUUGGCCACAUAUUUAAUUAUCUUUAUUAAAACUAUUAGUUAUGUUUAUGACGAAUUUGAAUCAAGGAUCAAACGUUGGACUGACGGAAAACAAUGGUCGCCAAGUCGUAUUCAGGGAGAUUUCUUGGUGUAUCAUGAAUUGUGUGCACGAUUUCCUGAUAUAAAAAAAUACGAAGAUUUAGAUGACAUGAUUAAGAAGCGAAUAGAAAUGGAAAAUUUGAAAUAUUAUAUUUGUAAUAAAGGAACAUUCAUACAUCGCAAAGAUGGAUUAUUCAAGAAAACUAUUUCUGUAAAGACGGAUGGUGGUCUAAACCACAUGGUUAUUUAUGAAAAUAAAGGAAAUCAUGACAAUCUCUAUCCACCGAGUGCAUAUUUAGAAUUAUGCAAUAUAGAACCAAGUCAAGAAUUAAUUCUUAAUGGAGCGUUACGCAAGAACAAAGACAUCAUCUUAACUUUCGACCAUCUACAUUUGCCAUUACAACCAAAACUUACAAAAUUAGUUACCACCAAAACUACAAUUCAUAAUAACAAUAACGAUAUGGAAAUCAUAGAAGAACAAUCAUUCAAGCAAGACCUUGAACAUCAUCUUCUUCAUUUUAACGAUGAGAAUAACGACGAGAAUAAAUUACUUGGUUAUCCAUUUCCAUCAUUUCCACAAUUCCCAUUUCUUCUUGAACCUAAAUCAUUCUUGCCAAAUAACGAUUUUGAAUCACCUGAUGAUACACCUUUAGUGACACCAUUGAUGACUCCUAAUGAUGAAUUACACACGAGCCCCAUUUUUUAUCAAGAAAAUAAAGUAGAAGAUGUCACUGCUGCAAUGUAUAUUACGAAAAGUGAAAAAAUAGGACAAAUAAAUAAUGAUGACGAUGGAACUGCCAUGUUGAUGACGAAAAUUAAAAUCGAUUAUUCUUCAUUCGGGGAAGGAUCUUCCAAUGAUAUUACUAUUAACAACAACAAUAUUAUUAAUUGUAGCAAUGAUAAUGGUUUGGAACCAAUUAUUACUCAAACUACAGUUGGCACAACAUCAACAAAUUAUCUAUUGUCGACAAACAACAAUAUGCGAUCAUGUCAAGAUUCUUUAGAAAAUGAGACAUUGUGCAUCGACCCUCUCAAGAAUGAACUAAAAACUAGAACUCGUCUUGAGAAUGGACAAUGGUGCGAGGAUGAUGAGACUGCAUUUGUUGAACUUCUUGAAAAAGAAUUAGACAAGGUCUAUGAAUUUCAGAAGGUAAAAUCUGGAGAAAUAAAUAGGCGAAUCCUACAUUCAGAGAAAGAAAUCAAAGAUAUCAUCGAAUUAGGUUCUGCUGCCAAAGAAGAAAAUUAUACUUUACUUGAUACAGAAUUGUCAAUGAUCAUAGCUGAUGUUCAUGACCUUGCUAAAUUUACAAGAUUAAAUUAUACUGGCUUUUUAAAAAUUAUUAAAAAACACGAUAAACAAACAAGAUGGGUGCUCAAACCCAUGUUCAUGGUUCGGCUAAAUGCCAAACCUUUCUAUAAAGAAAAUUAUGAUGCGCUAAUAGUAAAAUUAUCACGUCUUUAUGAUAUAGUUCGUACUCGUGGGAAUCCUACAAAGGGUGAUUCUAGUGCUGGUGGUCAACAACAAAAUUUUGUUCGUUCAACUACAAAAUAUUGGGUUCAUCCGGACAACAUAACAGAGAUCAAAUUGAUCAUUUUAAAGCAUCUACCCGUUCUAGUGUUCAAUCUAGAUAAGGAUUUUGAAACAUCAGAUUCAGCCAUCACCUCAAUUUAUUAUGACAAUGAAAACUUUGACCUCUAUACUGGUAGAUUGGAAAAAUCUGAAGGUGCUGAAGCUAUCAGAUUAAGGUGGUAUGGUGGAAUGGAUACCGAGGAAAUUUUUGUCGAACGCAAAACCCACAGAGAAGAUUGGACUGGUGAAAAAUCUGUGAAGGCGCGGUUUCGCAUCAAGGAAAAACAUGUAAAUAAAUAUUCUCUCGGACAAUACACGAUGGAAAAUGAGUUCGAGAAGAUGAAGGCCAAGGGAAAAGGGGAAGAUGAAAUUACAAGUUUAGCCAGAUUGGCUAAUGAAGUCCAAUAUAGAAUCAUUACAAAAAAAUUAAAACCAGUCGUCCGCACCUUUUAUAAUCGUACGGCAUUUCAAUUACCCGGUGAUGCUCGUGUUCGUAUAUCACUCGACACUGAGUUGACCAUGGUUCGUGAAGAUAAUUUUGAAAAUAAUCCAAAUUUACGUUCUGGAAAUAAUUGGCGAAGAAUGGAUAUUGGUAUUGAUUAUCCAUUUUCACAAUUACCUGAUGGUGAAGUUGAAUUGUUCCCUUACGCUGUACUGGAAGUCAAGUUACAAACUCAACAUGGUCAAGAACCUCCAGAAUGGGUUCAAGAAUUAGUUCAUAGUCAUUUGGUUGAAGCCGUGCCCAAAUUUUCUAAAUUUAUUCACGGAGUUGCAACUCUUAUGGAGGAUAGAAAAAUUCAACUUUUUCCUUUCUGGCUUCCACAAAUGGACAUUGAUAUUCGCAAAAAACCAGAAAGACCUACUUCUUUCCAACUAAAGCGUCCUAGGUCAGCUUCUGAUAUGACCACAAGUGUAACAACUGAAGCAUCAAGUACUCAAGUAGAUGAUGACGACAACAUUGAAGUUUUAAUUGAUACAUUACUUCUAAAUGAUAAUAAAAAACGCACCCAAAAAUAUAGUGAUUAUGGAUCACGUGAAGUACCAAAUAUUCUUGAAGAAGAGGAAGAAAUACUAGCAACAAUAUCAUCGGGUCGUCUUCCAAAAUUACAUCGUGGUAAGCCUAUCGCAAUACCAGUGCGCAUUGAACCAAAAGUAUUUUUCGCAAACGAAAGGACAUUCUUAUCUUGGUUGCAUUUUACUAUCCUUUUGGGUGGUAUGGCACUGGGACUAUUGAACUUUGGUGAUGAUGUUGCACAAAUAUCAUCAUUCCUGUUUACUGCUAUUGCCAUGAUGAUAAUGUUAUAUGCUCUUGGAACUUUCCUUUGGCGUGCUAGAAUGAUUAGGAGACGUAGUCCGGGACCUUAUGAGGAUCGUGUUGGACCUACUUUUAUAUGUGCAACUUUGAUGGCCGCUAUAAUAACUAAUUUCUGGCUUAAGUUUUCAAGUAAUAAAGCCUUUAAAAUCAAUGCUUUAGCUGCUACUAGAAAUUAUUCCGUAAUACCACGUAUAGAUUAUCGAACUGUUUCUAGUGUGAAUGGACCACUUGUAGUUUUAGAUAAUGUCAAAUUUCCAAAAUUUGCUGAAAUUGUUAAUUUAACAUUACCUGAUGGCAGUCGACGUGCUGGUCAAGUAUUAGAAGUUCAAGGAAAAAAGGCCAUUGUUCAGGUUUUUGAAGGAACGUCGGGAGUUGAUUCUAAAGCUACUCAUGUUGAAUUUACUGGUGAUACACUUAAAAUUCCAGUUUCUGAGGAUAUGUUGGGUCGUAUAUUUAAUGGAUCCCCAAUCAACCCAUUUUCUCGUAUUUACCCUGAAGAAAUGAUACAGACUGGUAUUUCAGCAAUAGAUACAAUGAAUUCAAUUGCUCGUGGACAAAAAAUUCCUAUAUUUUCUGCUGCUGGAUUACCUCAUAAUGAAGCUGGUCUUGUAAAAAAAGUUGAUAAAGGAAUAUUUGAUGAUCAUGAAGACAAUUUCUCUAUUGUAUUUGCUGCUAUGGGUGUAAAUAUGGAAACUGCAAGAUUUUUUAAACAAGAUUUUGAGGAAAAUGGUUCUAUUGAGCGCGUAACUCUGUUUUUAAAUUUGGCUAAUGAUCCAACAAUUGAACGUAUCGUAACUCCUCGACUGGCACUUACAACUGCUGAAUAUUAUGCUUAUCAACUUGAAAAGCAUGUAUUGGUUAUUUUAACAGACAUGAGUUCAUAUGCCGAUGCUUUGCGUGAGGUUUCAGCAGCACGUGAAGAAGUUCCUGGUCGCCGUGGUUAUCCUGGUUAUAUGUAUACCGAUUUAUCCACGAUUUAUGAGCGUGCUGGUCGUGUAGAAGGAAGGAACGGAAGUAUCACACAAAUUCCAAUUCUGACUAUGCCUAAUGACGGAUAUAUCACAGAAGGACAAAUUUUUGUUGAUCGUCAAUUGCACAAUCGACAAAUUUAUCCACCCAUCAAUGUAUUACCUUCUCUUUCUCGCUUAAUGAAAUCUGCUAUUGGUGAGGGUAUGACUAGAAAAGAUCACGGAGAUGUUUCCAACCAAUUGUAUGCUAAAUAUGCCAUUGGUAGAGAUGCAGCUGCUAUGAAAGCCGUUGUAGGUGAAGAGGCAUUGAAUCAAGAAGAUAAACUUUCACUUGAAUUUUUGGAAAGAUUUGAAAAAACUUAUAUUGCACAAGAUAGUGCUUGGGGAAUUCUUCGAGUUUUCCCCAAAGAAAUGUUGAAUCGUAUACCACAAAAGGUUUUGCAAGAGUUUUAUCAACGUGAUAGAAAGGCAAAAG